AUGGUCUUAAGAGGCGGAUCUCUCCUAGCAAGUGACUACGUGUCUCAAUUCGGGCAAGAUGGCCUACCUGAUAAUCAGUGGGAACUUGAACUUGAACAUUGGUUCAAGUUCACCAUGGCCGAUCUACAACGGGCGAUAGUUGAUCAAGCGACUGGUCCAGUUGUACCAGAAGCUCGAUCAUUCCACUCACCGCCUACGUCUCCCGGAGCGCGAGCGAUCUGUAGCAACCAGAAGAUUCGGAGCGAUUCCUAUACUUCGUUCAAUGUGCUCGGCCUUAUCUUGAUAUUCUCCCUUGGUAGCCUUAUAAUGCUCGUCUCGGCUUGCCUACCAACCGUUACUGCGCGUGUGCAAAGGUACAAAAACCCGUUUGCCAGUAUCGAAUGGGUUACAAGCGAUACGUUGCAGCUCCAGCGGCUUGCACAUGAGGCUAUUGGCGCUGGGCAGUGGGAGGGCGCAUGCGACGACUAUCCGCGAACACGAAAAGGCGAUCUUCUGGCUGUAAUCGACAUCUCUGACGGGAAGCAUCCAGUACUCCGAGCUCCUGGAGAGAUCAGAGUUCCAAAAGACGUGAAGCACGCAGAGGGUCAGGGAGAUGAGAAGAGGGUGUCAGAGGAGCAAAGGAACGACUCGGCGCAGGAGUCCCUAUUAAGUGUAGAGCUCCCACGCAUUUCCUUGGAGCUAUCGCAUCGUUUCGCAGCUGGAGUAUGUUAG
Alternaria arborescens is the source of this 711-nucleotide messenger RNA. RefSeq lists its product as hypothetical. Lineage: Eukaryota; Fungi; Ascomycota; Dothideomycetes; Pleosporales; Pleosporaceae. The transcript has a single exon. The coding region runs from base 1 to 711 and encodes 236 amino acids. The record is from RefSeq and is a predicted model, not a curated record.